AUGGCGGAUACAGCACGGAGGCGCCGGUGCCAGGGAUACGCAAACUCCCGGCUGGCCUGCUCCCGGCGGCUAGUCCCCCCGUACGGUGUCGACGAUUGUGCCCGCCAUGAAAAUUACAGAACUUCUGCCGCUUUAGACCGGCCGAGCUUUUGCGAGGCUGAAGCUUCCAUGCGAUGGGGAGAUGCUCAUCCCCGCUCGCCUGUCCCGGACGUGUUGGCAGACAACAGAGAAUUCGUGGCAGCCGGGCAUGGCCAUUCCAACCGGUUACAGGACACCCCCGCCACAUGGAAUCUGCAUCCUUCCAGUCACUAUCGCUUUCGAGACUAUUCUCCUUCAUUCGAUAGAAGAACAACGCCGCCUUCCCGCACAACCUUUGAUGGAGAGGUUCGCCACGGCCAUGAGGUUUCCUCCUCUACUCCGGCGUAUCCGAUUUCUCGGGGAAUCGACCUGUAUCGACACCUACGGGAGACCCCGAAUUCGCCUCUGCGGCACCCAGCGCCUGGUGAAAAGGAUGAGGGUCUGCAGGCGGGACUGGAUGCGGCAUCCAAGCGUACUCAGGCCCCAGAGAGCGUCUAUGCAGCAGACUACGUGGAUCAUUUUGCAGCAGGGGCCGACACGGAAGACUCGUUGUCUGAAGAGCCGCCGUCUGUCCCAGCGCCCCAGCACUCUUAUCCGUCGACUCUUUCAGCCAUCCAGCCGUGCCGCAAUGCCCUCCGCCGGGGCCUCUUGCCUGUCUGCGAUCUGCCACACUGUCAUACGUGCUCACCGCACGCGGAGCGGGCGUGUCAUUGCGUUCACGCACCGGGCGUCGGCUCGUACCCCUGCUUGAGGGCGCCUUAUAGUUGCGCGGCAGCUCGUUCCUACGCGCCGCUGGAGAGAGAUGUGAGCUGCGGCUGCUUCUGCGGAGGCUCCUGCGCCUGCGACCGCUGCCAAAUGCAGCAGGGACUCCAGUCCUGCCGGCACACAUGCUUUCCGCCUCGCCGCGCAGCGCCCGCCCGCGAGUGGGCACCGACUCCGCUGGCUGGCAGUCCAAGCCGGCCCGCGUGUCCAGCAGCUGAAUGCUACGCCGACCCGGAGGAAGACCCCUGCGCGCUGCUGAGGAGGAGGCGCUCAAGCAGCGCCGGCGCGCAGGACUGGCGCUCGCAGAAGCUGGGCGCGGAGACCGCACGCAGCGGAGGGAGCGAGUCCGUGACGCCGUGCGCGUUGGGGCUUCCCAGCUUCGACCCGAAGGACUACAAGUAUCUCCCGCUGUGUGAGCUGCGGCUGGUGCCGCCGGCGGGGAUCCCCACGACAAAGUUCCGCCCGGUGACCCGCUUCUGA
Besnoitia besnoiti is the source of this 1320-nucleotide messenger RNA. RefSeq lists its product as uncharacterized. The record is from RefSeq and is a predicted model, not a curated record. Bases 1 to 1320 code for a protein of 439 amino acids. NCBI's taxonomy places the organism in Eukaryota, Apicomplexa, Conoidasida, Eucoccidiorida, Sarcocystidae. The transcript is spliced from 3 exons.